UUAUCUUAUUUCUUAUGCUCUGUUUCUGUUCCUUUCUCUUUUCCGUGUUCCACUCGAAAACAAAACAAACACCAUACUCAGUCGCCAUUAUUGAUUAUUAUUAUUUAUUAUUAAUCAUAAUAGUUUUCUUCUGCAUCUCGCUUCCUUCCUUUUAAUCCCAAUCAAAUUCCUCAAUAAUCCAUCUCUUCCUCUUUGAUCGCACUUCCAAUUUCACCAUGGCCAAAAGUUCCUUCAAGCUCGAACAUCCAUUAGAAAGAAGGCAGGCCGAAGCUGGCCGCAUUAGAGAGAAGUAUCCUGACAGAAUUCCAGUGAUUGUGGAGAAAGCCGAAAGAAGUGACAUUCCUGACAUUGAUAAGAAGAAGUACCUAGUUCCAGCUGAUUUGACUGUUGGUCAGUUUGUUUAUGUUGUUCGUAAAAGGAUUAAGCUCAGUGCAGAGAAGGCUAUAUUUGUUUUCAUCAAUAAUACUCUACCCCCAACUGCUGCCUUGAUGUCUGCUAUUUAUGAGGAAAACAAGGAUGAUGAUGGCUUUCUUUACAUGACUUACAGUGGAGAGAACACCUUUGGAUCUCACUAGGCCAAUUUAUUUUAACCUCUGUAAAUAUCUGCAAGAUGUAAAUUCUCUGCCUGUCUAUGGUUUAAUGCCCUUUUCCUCUAUAAUCCUGCACUUUGGUUAUUUAAACUAUCUAUAAUGUCUGAACUUCAAUGGAUGAAGUUAGAUUUAUGAUCUUACAGUUUGUUCUCA
Molecule: messenger RNA, 743 nt
Organism: Arachis duranensis
Lineage: Eukaryota; Viridiplantae; Streptophyta; Magnoliopsida; Fabales; Fabaceae
Product: autophagy-related protein 8C
Exons: 6
Coding region: 216-575 (119 amino acids)
Biological process (GO): cellular response to nitrogen starvation
Source: RefSeq, a predicted model, not a curated record